GACGCACGGACGCGCCAACGUGCAUUUCCAAACUUUUCCCCCCCUUAUUUUAACACCGCUACAGUGAGACCUCCAGCUCCCAGCUUUCUGGCAAUUGCCUACCGUUUUCCCUUCUUUUCUUUUUUUUUGCUGAUUUAAUGCUACUUUUUUUUGUUGCAUUUUUAAAUCCCACUUCACACAGCUUUUCCAUCCUGAUCCUCCAAGUCUCAUCUUGAUCUCCACGCAGCGGUAUUUUCGCUCCAAACUCGGUUCAGCUGACGUACUAGACCUCUGUGACCCAAACAUCACCAAACACCUCACAGUCACUGCAGACAUCCAAACAGCCUGACCUACAGGCCAGAAACAGCUGACAAGUUCAACCACACAGAGGCAGCCAUGUUGAUCAUCUUAGCCUUAAUCAUUCUCUUCCAUCUGGCUUCAGCCAUCCUGCUCUUGGUAGCAACCAUCCACAGCGCGUGGUGGGUGGUGUCACCAAAGGGACAAGAGGUGAUCUUCACUGACCUGUGGUACUCCUGUAACUCCACCUGCCUCCCAGUGGCCAACAGCCAUACACCUAACGCAAGCUACCUGCAGGCAGUCCAGGCCACCAUGAUCCUGGCCUCCAUCCUGUGCUGCAUCAGCUUCUUCAUCUUCAUCCUUCAGCUCUUCAAGAUCAAACAGGGAGAGAGGUUCAUUUUCACCGCAGUCAUCCAACUAUUGGCCUGUCUAUGUGUGCUGAUUGGUGCCUCCAUCUACACUGCUGAGAAAACGUCAUUUCAUGAGCAGAGUCUCAGGGAAGGCUCCUACGGUGCCUCUUACAUCCUGGCCUGGAUCAGUUUCCCUAUGACGCUCAUCAGCGGCCUCAUGUACAUGGUGCUCAGGAAGCGCAAAUAGGAUGGGAUGCAAAAUCUCAAAAUAUUCAAAUCUACAGAAAAGGAACACUUGGACAGAAAUGUUUCAUGAAUUACAUUUUCCCGUCAGACAAGUCUGCACAUCCUCCAUGCCCUGUUUGAAGCUUUCAUAAUAAUUAGCAACUGUGACUAAUGUCAAAUUUACUAAAUGUAUUCUUUGUCAAGUCUCAGGUUUAGCGGCAGACGUACUCACACACUCCAUAUCAAUAUCAUCAUUAACACGUCUUUUUCCUGGUGCUUUUUUUAAUUCUUAAUUAUUAUCAUGGUUAUCCCAGUAAUGCAACAACCACACAGACUGCGUUUGUAAUUUAUCAGGUGCCUGAAGUAUGAAUGACAGUCGACGAAAACCUCUUCUUUUAUUUUUGUGUUUUACAUGCAUGACAUUUAGUAUAGCACAGAAUGUAAAAUCCAAGACAGAAAAAAACCCCAGCUCACAUCAAUUUCACCAAUGUCUGGUUUUGAAUUGGACCUGCAGGGCACACAGCAGUUUGGCUGGUUUGCAUGAAUCUGAAUUCAAAUAUAUACCAUGCAAAUGCACUCACUCACUCACUCACUCAACAGACUCCUGUGACGACUACAUUUGAUUAGAAACGACCCCCACUGCGCCUCAACGUUGUGAUUUGUUUUUCUACACAUUUACAGUAUCGUCCUCUUUAAAUUCCAUUUAGUUUAAUCAGGAUUGUUCUUGUGAAACUAUUGACAAAAGAAUUUAUUUUGUACAUGCUGUAUUUACUGUGUGUAUAUUAAAGUUAUAGACUCGUGUUAACGGUAGAGUAGAGGAAAUGUAGUGAAGAUAGAGAUCUAAGAUGUAGGGUUUGACUCCUUUGUUUGUAGCCUCUUGUUGAUUUAGAUUUUUUUUCUGAAGGAAAUAAUGCCCUAUCAUGUGCUGUACGUAUGUAGUAUUUGGGAUUUAAAACUGCUAACUGCAAACUAUUGAACUAUUAAUAAUGGUCAACUGCUUCACUGAAGAAAAUGCUAUUUAUUCUUGGAAACCACUGUUUGUGUUGGAAUUUGACACAGGACGUAUGAAGUAAAUAAGUGUCUUUCUCUGAGCUACUGUUUAUUUGGUCCAUUACAUCACAUUAUGUCUGUUCCACCCUUACAGACAUCAGCUCCUGCAUCUCACAGCGAUACAUUUAUCGCUGUAUUUUGUUACCAGAAAAUCAGGUGAAAGUAUUUGCAGUGUAUACGUGUUUGAUCCCGGAUUAACACCUGUAGCAACAAGGCAGUUUCUUUUUAAUUUUUUUUUUGUAAUUGCUCAGUUUAGGAUUAACACAGUUGUCAUUUGUGCACUGGACUGUGUAUUAGCAAGCAUUGUGUUCAUGUGGGAGAAACUUUGGACCACAAAACCUGUUAACUUUUAUUGGAAAUGAAGAUUCAGAGGAGAAAAAUGAAAGUGAAGAAGUAGCUCUGUUUUCUCCAGAUGAUACUUGAAAAAAUGAUCAAAAGAAACUAUCGCAUGCCAAAAUGCUGUUUCCUUGCUGUUCAUACUGUAGCUUUUGUGUUGUUGCCAUUUUAAAAGUGUUAAACCUGUUUGCAUGCUUGCUUUUUGUUUGGUUUUAGCUAAUUCUCUUCAGCUUAGUCACAUGUAGGUUUUUGUUUUCCAAUAGGCUGCAGAAUGUUUGCUAGAAUAUAUGAUGUCAUGAUUUCUGUUAAAUUUAGAGCAAUUCUGUAUUGAUUUUAUCAUUGAAAUUAAAGUUAAUUAAAAUAAAAUACAAAAACCCCCAACUUGAACACAGAGCAUACACUGUUGCAAAUAUUCAACAGCCUGUUGUCUUAAGAUUUCAUAUAUUAGACUUCUUUUUGUUUGAUUUUGAGUUAGUAAAUGUUUAAUAGUUGUGAUGCUAUCCCUCGUGUAUUUUAUAUUAACCUAGUUUAGAUAUACCCCCGGCCCGUAAUGACAUUUUAGCCAAAAUUAAGUAUUAUUUACACAUUUCAGUCUCAUGUUGCUCAAUAAUGGAGCCAUGUCAAAACAGUAAAGUAAUGCUUACGCUUGUCUAUUUAGUUUCAAGUAUAUUGCUAUAGACAGUGGUUUUCAAACUUUGUCUACUAAUGACACCUAGUGGCCUGACACAGAACAACACCAUGCUAAGCCUUGUAUGGCUAUCGAGUAAGACGCCUUUAAGAUCUCCUGCUCGGAUCAUGCCAUCUGGAAACAUUGAGAAAUCGUAAAGACUGCGAUAAUUUGAAAACAAUGAUUUUACCCUUUUGUUUUAGAGCUCGGUAAAUGUCUUUUACAGUAAAUAAAAUGUAUUUGUGCCAAA
Molecule: messenger RNA, 3154 nt
Organism: Cynoglossus semilaevis (tongue sole)
Lineage: Eukaryota; Metazoa; Chordata; Actinopteri; Pleuronectiformes; Cynoglossidae
Gene: emp2
Product: epithelial membrane protein 2
Exons: 5
Coding region: 376-873 (165 amino acids)
Cellular component (GO): plasma membrane
Source: RefSeq, a predicted model, not a curated record